AUGACUCGGCUAAUGCGCGAAGCUCCGGCCCGGGCCAACAUUGAACUGGGCGACGUAACGCACCACAAUCUGAAGCAGUUGAAGAAAAUCAACACGGUCGUGCUGCCGGUAUCGUACAAUGAUAAAUUCUAUCUGGACGUGUUAGAAUCGGGCGAGCUGGCUAAGCUGGCGUACUACAACGAUGUUGUGGUCGGUGCAGUGUGUUCCCGUAUCGAUACAUCGGAAAAUAUGCGCCGACUGUACAUCAUGACACUCGGCUGUCUCUAUCCGUACCGGAGGCUUGGCAUCGGCACCGUGAUGGUACAGCACAUUCUGAACUGCGUCGAACGGGAUGGCAACUUCGACAGCAUAUUCCUACACGUGAAGGUAGACAACAAGGGAGCGAUCGAGUUCUACAAACGGUUUGGGUUUGAAAUAGUGGAAACGAAACAGCACUAUUACAAACGGAUCGAACCGGCGGACGCACACGUGCUGCAGAAAACGCUUACGAAAAAGGCAGCAGUGGCGGCCGCGGCAGCGAACAGCAAUCCCUCGCAUCAUCACAGCACGGAAUCGGACGAACACCAUCUGCAGGUGGCUAAUGGGGAUAGUCACGAGGUACCGGGAGCCGGUGAAGCUGCCCAGGAAGCACCGGCCAACGAGAACGUUAACAAUCAUUCGAGCAUUCAAAACUCGACCUCGCAACAAACGCCGCAAGCCGCGGAAAAGAACCGAUAA
Anopheles marshallii is the source of this 717-nucleotide messenger RNA. RefSeq names its product probable N-acetyltransferase san (gene san). Gene Ontology annotation, biological process: mitotic sister chromatid cohesion. Gene Ontology annotation, molecular function: acyltransferase activity, transferring groups other than amino-acyl groups. Lineage: Eukaryota; Metazoa; Arthropoda; Insecta; Diptera; Culicidae. The transcript has 2 exons. Gene Ontology annotation, cellular component: NatA complex. The record is from RefSeq and is a predicted model, not a curated record. Bases 1 to 717 code for a protein of 238 amino acids.